AUGUCGUGGUUACAGCCUAAGGCGCUGGACAAUGCCCACAUCUGCCCCGGCUUCAAGUUCGUCGCCCAUCCCCACAAGCCUGACAAGACCGAGCACACGAAACAAUCCGUCGACAUGGGCAUGUAUCCAGCCGACAACGUGCCAGAGGCUGAGAAUAAUGCGACCUACCCGGGCGUGGAUUGGUCUUACCUGGAGCUGCCGAUGGAGUGCAAGACAAGCAGCACGGAACAGGAUCCCUUCGAUGAGGAGCGGGGCGGCGAGCCGGUCGGGGACAAGCGCCAGGAUGUGCUCGGCCAGAUCCUGUCGUACGCCGAGCUCGUCUUCCAACGUCAGCAGCGGAUGUUCUUCUUCAUGGUGAUCUUCCUCGGCGAUUACGCCCGUAUCGCGCGGUUCGACCACUCGGGGGUGUUUGCGACCCAUAAGUUCGAGUACAAGACCAAGAACAGCCCCCUGGUCAAUUUUCUGUACGGGUACUCGCGUCUGUCGGCUGUCGACCGUGGACAUGACCCUACCGCCACGCGAAUCCUAUCGACGGACCCGCUCUACAAGGAGAUGAAGGAACGGGCCAGAAACGUCAAUACGGAUGAUCCGCACGACUACGUGCGUGAAUUGUUCAGACAUACGCUCAAGUUACGUCGGCCGUGGUGGAAGCUCGAGGUCCACGAGCAGCGCAAGGAUGACACGGGACGCGACCUGGAACCCGUCAUCCACAAGUUCGCUGUCGGCGCACCGUACUUCCAGGCUCCCGGUGUGGCUGGACGGUUCACGCGUGGCUACAUCGCCCUGCCUGUCAACGAUCAAGGUGGAAUCAGCAAAGAUGCCACGUUUGUGUUUCUGAAGGACGCGUGGCGCGUGGAUCACCCCGGGAUCGAGCAGGAAGGGGCGACGCUGCAGUUUCUUAAUCAACGUAAUGUGCCGUACGUGCCGACGUUGGUGUGCCACGGCGACCUCGGGCAGGUCACGCAGUCGCAGAAACACUGGAAGGAGUUGCAUCCCGAAGUAGAGAAGGUCCCUCUGAAGACGCACUCGCAUUACCGGGUUGUGGUGAAGGAGGUCGGGCUUCCGCUUGAGAAAUUCCUGGAAAGUUCUUCCGAGUUAUGCUAUGCCUUGUAUUGUUGUAUCAAAGCCCAUGCCGCAGCCUUCGAUGCUGGCAUCAUUCAUCGCGAUAUCAGUGCAGGCAACCUGUUGAUAUACAAGGACGACGAGGGCGAGUGGACUGGGCUGCUCAACGACUGGGAACUGUCGAAGAAGGUGGACAACGAAGCUCCUGAGGGUCGUCAGCCGGAUCGCACUGGUACCUGGCAAUACAUGUCUGCGCACGCUCUCAACGAUCCACGUCGUAGGAUCGUCAUCCAAGACGAACUGGAGUCUUUCUUCCACGUCCUGCUCUACUACGCCAUCCGCUUCCUCCCCCAUAAUCUCCAAGACAGCUGUGUUGGAAAAUUCCUGACUGACUAUUUCGAUGAUUACUCGACCUACGAAGGGUACUACAUAUGCGGGAGGGCGAAGCACGAUGCGAUGAAGUACGGUCACAUCGACCUCGAAACGUACCACGGCCAUCAAGACGACAAGACAAAGAACAGUCUCAAGUUCCUUUGGCCGACUCCUCCCGCCAAUGCUACGCCCACUGCAGGGCCCCGGGAACAGUCGCCCUCUCCUUCCCCUAGGAGCAGCCCAUCCCCCGCCGAGCGCCCGUCUGCGAGUUCGAACAGCAGCAUUCCUUCUGGACGCUCACCUUCCCCUCAAUUCAGUGCCAUUGACGGUUCGGACCUCACUCCGCUGAACUCGGACGACUCCGCUCCUGACGAGGAGCACCCUAUCAACGAAAUCAUCUCGGAGCUGCUGACGUGGUUCCGGGCGUACUAUGCCCUGGAUGCGGAGCACACUCGUACAUCCUCUGCCAGUUCCAGAACAAAGAAGACGUCGAAAGGUAUCAUCCCAAGCCGGUCUAGGGCGGCCCUGAGGAAUGACGGACACCAGGACCAGAAAUGGGCUCGUGGGCGCUCCCUCCAGCCCACCGCUGCCAAACUAAAAGAGGACGAAGCCCUCAGAAAUAAUCUCGAGACGCACGAAGCGAUCCUCUCCCUCUUCAACAACUCUUUUGAGAGGGUUUGGCCAGCGAACGAUAAGGGCCCUGACAAGAAGCCCGAAGGAGGUUACGCGCCACCGAAGUCUGCGAUGCCGUCGGACUCUAUACGCACUAGCUCGAAGCGGCGAAGUAUGGACGAUAUACCCGGUGGCAAGCCGCCGCGCCCCACCAAGCGCAGCAGGAUCUAGCUGCUCACUCAUUCAUAUCGCUCAUUUAUAUCAGACGCUCACUGCGCUUCCCGGCGGCGAAGACCGCGAUGGUCAUUCCGGCUGCAACCGUUCUCCUAUAUAAUGGCCACUCCUCGUCACCUCGUCUACUAGCCUCCUUCUCCGUGUUUCGCGCCUUUCUCGUGCUAUUAUCAUUCUCCUUCCUGGCACCCCACCACCCAUCCCAUCGCCCCAUCUCGUCCAGUUUGCCUUCGUGGAGCCACGUCGUCAGACCAGGGGACGCCUUUUAUCUCUCCAGCACUCCCCCAUCUUUGGCCCCGGGAUGCACCCUGGAUACCGAGUCACGGCCUUAGACCUGUCUUGAUCAUACUGUCGCGGUCCGUUGUCAUCCUGUGCUACCA
Messenger RNA from Dichomitus squalens LYAD-421 SS1, 2657 nucleotides. RefSeq lists its product as uncharacterized. Gene Ontology annotation, biological process: protein phosphorylation. Gene Ontology annotation, molecular function: protein kinase activity. NCBI's taxonomy places the organism in Eukaryota, Fungi, Basidiomycota, Agaricomycetes, Polyporales, Polyporaceae. The record is from RefSeq and is a predicted model, not a curated record. Bases 1 to 2277 code for a protein of 758 amino acids. The transcript has 4 exons.